Molecule: messenger RNA, 1480 nt
Organism: Monomorium pharaonis (pharaoh ant)
Lineage: Eukaryota; Metazoa; Arthropoda; Insecta; Hymenoptera; Formicidae
Gene: Gip
Product: putative hydroxypyruvate isomerase
Exons: 6
Coding region: 332-1120 (262 amino acids)
Biological process (GO): glyoxylate metabolic process
Molecular function (GO): hydroxypyruvate isomerase activity
Source: RefSeq, a predicted model, not a curated record
UUUAUUAUAUAUUUCUCAAUUUUUAUUUUUCCAUUCCUUAUAGGUAUAAACAAUGUAUUCAGGAAUAAGCAAAAAAGAAAGAAUAAUUGAUACAAAGUGCAAAAAAGUUCUUAGGAGGGGAGCAAUCUUGUCCAGAGUUCAGAGUUCAUUUUCCCCCUUUCUCCUUAUUCCCUUUUUUUACAUGUGUAAUCGUUAUUAUUAAAAAAAAAAGAAAAGAAUAUUUAAUACAAUGUUACGAAAUAAUUAAAUGCCUCAUUGGAUCGUUCGAAAUCUUUGGAUGUGAGAGAAAGAUGAAUCAUAUUUGAAGAGUUUAUAAUUGCUGUCAGCUGUCAUGGCUUUAAAAUUUGCCAGUAACCUAUCUUUUAUGUUUACUGAGGUUCCUAGUAUUAUUGAUCGAUAUCAACUGGCAAAACAAGCUGGAUUUAAAGCAGUUGAAAGUGGAUUUCCGUUUGGUUUUUCUGUUCAACAAGUUGCCACAGCCAAAAAAAAAGCUAACAUUGAUCAAGUACUUUUGAAUGUAUUCACAGGUGAUGUUACAAAAGGAGAAUUAGGCUUUGCUGCAAUUCCAGGUGAAGAAGAAAAUUUCAAGAAAAGCAUCGAGAAAACAAUAGAAUAUGCAAAGGCUUUGGAUUGUAAAAUGAUUCAUGUAAUGUCAGGAAAAGUGGAAGCUCCUACUAUUGCUAAUGAUAUAGUUUAUGAAAAAAAUCUAUUGUAUGCCAUUGAAAAAUGUCAAAAGGAAGACAUUGUUGUCGUCAUUGAACCAAUUAAUAAUUAUAGUGUACCAAAUUACUACAUGAAUAAUUUUCAAAAAGGUUUAAAUUUGGUGAAAAAGAUAAACAAUACAUACUUUAAGCUGUUGAUGGAUAUCUUUCAUUUGCAACAUUGUUGUGGUAAUAUUACAAAAUCCAUUCAAGAUUUUUUACCUUAUAUAGGUCAUAUUCAAAUAGCUCAAGUUCCUGAUAGACACGAACCAGAUACUCCAGGAGAGAUUGAUUAUAAAUAUGUCUUGUUUUUAUUGGAAACAAUUGGCUACAAUGGCUAUAUUGGUCUGGAGUAUCGACCAAAAUCAUUAACUGUGGAAGGAUUAAAUUGGUUUAAAAAAUAUGGUUACACUUUGUAAAUGGAUAUUCAUAUAUGCAUAUGUUACAUAUAUAAAUAUAUAAAUUGUUUCAUUAUUUUUUUAAACAACAAAAUAUAUUUUUAUAUUGUUAUGUGUGUAUAUGUAAAAUAAAAAAUUAACAUUUACUAUAGUUUUGCAUAAACAUAUUCAUAAACAUGUUAUAUUGUCAAACAAAUAGAUUUUUAGCAGUAAUUAGUAAAUAAUUUUCAUAAGUCUGUUAUUAAUAUAAAAAUUUUUGCAUGUUAAUAGAAAUGUGUAAGAAAUAUAAUUAACAUACCUAAGUAAAUAUCGUUGUUACACAAUUUGCAUGUAUAACUUUUAGUUUUCAGUAAUUAAAACAUACAUAAGAUUGAGUACCCA